AUGGCGCAACAGAGGCGCGACGGAGACACGACGGGGGCGCAAGGGCACGGUGGCUGUUAUUGUUCUUGCGGCGGAGGCACAAGGGUGCAAGGGCGCGACAAUCAAAUAGAGUUGAUCUUCCUUUUAUCUGUCACCGUCAUCAAGGAAAACCUAUUCCUCGACGACAUCAUGGUUGUCGAUUGGGUCACCGAUGGCCUUAGCAACCUCGUUCCGCCGCCAGGCUCGGCACUUUGUGUCAACUUCUUGAAAUUGAAGGAGGGCGCAGUUGGAGACGAGGUUUUGGGUGUGGUUAGAGGAAUUCUAGAGAAUUUUAAGCAGAUUAGUGAGUUCAGUUUUGGGGAGAAUUUUUCGCCAGGGAGAGCCAAGGGUUUCACGAUUUCUUCGCUCGCGGUUUUUGCGGGACCGGCCAAGUUGGAGGUCGUGGAUUCAAAUAAGGAGUUGGUGAAUUAUCAGUAG
Vigna umbellata (rice bean) is the source of this 456-nucleotide messenger RNA. RefSeq names its product stress-response A/B barrel domain-containing protein UP3-like. The record is from RefSeq and is a predicted model, not a curated record. NCBI's taxonomy places the organism in Eukaryota, Viridiplantae, Streptophyta, Magnoliopsida, Fabales, Fabaceae.